This is a messenger RNA of Mixia osmundae IAM 14324, 2041 nucleotides long. RefSeq lists its product as uncharacterized. Bases 66 to 1796 code for a protein of 576 amino acids. NCBI's taxonomy places the organism in Eukaryota, Fungi, Basidiomycota, Mixiomycetes, Mixiales, Mixiaceae. The record is from RefSeq and is a predicted model, not a curated record. The transcript is spliced from 2 exons.
ACGCCAAGCGCGCGACGUGAGCUGCUGGCUGGCCCCAAGGCUCUCUUCAGGCCGCGGAUGUGACAAUGGAAGGCUUGGAUGGCGCAGAAGACAUCAGCGAUGUCAAUGAGCUGCGCUUCCGCAUCGCAGCGCUCGAAGCUCGUCUCAAGGACGUACGAGCAGAGGAAAUCCAAGCACAAACCAAUUCUUCUACCCUCCGAACUGCUCAGAACCUAGACGAGUUUGGCCACAGCGACUUUAUCACUUUUGUCAAUGUCAAGGACGAGAACAAUCUCUCUCUGGAUGAGCAGAGACAGCGAGGCUGGCUCCACUACUUUUGGCAUCGCUACAACUUCAGUACUUUUGUUCACCGACCGCGACUUCACCAAUGGCUAUCUUACGAGGAGGUGGGCAAGCCCCGCAUUUUCCGCGACAUCAACGAGCGGACAACUUCUCGCUUCGAGCUCUUCUUUGAUCUUCUCUUUGUCGGUUUAGUCCACCAGCUGGCGGAAGCCACCGCAGAGCAGCCCAAUGGCUACGGACUCGCUCGCUUCGUCUUGACGUUCUGCCCGGCGUACAGCAUUUGGGGCGACAUGAGAGACUUCAUCAACCAGUUUGGCAAUGAUGAUAUGCUCCAACGUCUGUACAUCAUCUGGACCAUGAUUCUCUUGGUCGGCUAUCAGGUCAACGCUGGAUCGGCCAAUCUACAGCCAGAAGGUGAGAUAGGCGAGGAGCUCGCGCGUCAAUCGCAUAGAGCCAUACAGUAUGCUCUCGCUUUCGUCGUUGUCGCUAAAGCUAGCCGGAUCGCUGUCAUAUCUGCCUAUGCGAAGUACUUGCCACUCUCGAGACGAGCCAUGAUGAUCAACUCGCUCGUCACUCUCUUCCUGCUGGUCUCAUACCUCGUCGCCAUCUGGUUGCCCAUCACUGGCAUCUACGCUCUCGUCAUCGUGGCUAUCUUGGGCGAAUACGCACUCAAGAUAUCUGCUCUGAUGAUACUGCGCUUCAUCUCUACAUUAACAAGCCGCCGGCGCAAGGCCAAAGAUGCGGAAGCCGUGCCGCAAGACAACACGCAGAACAGCUCCUCAGCAUCUCCUCACGAGGAGAAAUUGGAAGGCUAUGUUACACCUGUCAAGAUGCUGACCGCUUCCACGACGCUCCAGCGCUACCCUGCUGUCGCCAUCGAGCAUCACAUCGAGAGGCUGGCCUGCUUCACCAUCAUCGUCCUUGGCGAGCUCGUCGUCAAUAUCCUGUUCAGGACAGAAUCACCUCCAGGCCUGAAUUCAGAAACGGGUCGAUCUGUGCUCGGCCUCAUGGUCGCGUUCAACCUCAAUUGGAUCUAUUCCGAGUCCGAAGUCUGCCACCAUUACGUCCACGCCGUGCGACGCAACUGGCUCACUUCAUUCCUUUAUACAACUUUGCACUUGCCACUGUCACUCGCCUUGCUCCUUGCCAGCGCAGCAAUGGCCAGACUGGUCGAAGCUGAGCACAGCGAAGAAGUACCGAGAGCAAUCUACUUUUUCCAAUCUUCUGGUUUCGGGCUCGCCGUCAUCCUCAUGGGCUGCAUCGGCUUCCUCCACAAGCCAACACAUUCGCACCGAAGGCGUGGUCUGCUCAUUGCGUUCAGACUUGCAGUGGGUACUGUCUCGUGCUUUAUACCGUUCGCAAAGGACACGAUCUCGCCUCUACAGUUACAAGGCAUCAACGUCAGUCUCACAUCGCUUAUCAUCAUCUUGGAAGCUGUCAGUAAGCUUCAAAGGGUCGGGCCGGACGCGCAUGUCCGACCUACUGCGCCUGUCAAGGCGAAGCCUUACAUGUAGUACAGGGGCCACCAGUGUCGAUUCUUCCUUUUCUUGGGCUGUUGUAGGGUUAUGAGUAAUUCGAUGCUGAUUCAUUUAUGCAAUGCACGUCAUUUGAUGGCAAAGCCGGGGCGACAGGGAGCAAGCAUCCGCGUUAUAGACGCAUGCAUCGUGUUCAUGAUGGUUUCAAUUAACAUUGACUAGAGUACGGAGAGAGCAGGGCUGCCCUUGCAAGCCGGUUGAGAGAACCUCGUCUCGAUGUAGGG